CUUCUUCUCCUUCUUUUCCCUCAAUUCAACCCAUCUGCCACGUCAUCACCGUCGCUGUUCCCGUGUCCGGCGAGAUGUCAAUGCUAUUCGGAUAACGAGCAGAACCAACAGGUUCACCUCAUUUGCAAGUGGGAACAGCUCAACGCCACAAAUUUCCAAUUGGCUCGACCCGAUUUGGUCCGAACGUUAACCAUAAAAUGUCCAUAUCACUCUCCAAAAGUCUCAACUCCUCCACAUUCUCUAUUUCAAGGAUUUCGAAAUCUGGAUCGAUUAGAAUUGGAUCGAUGUCUAAUUGAUACAGUACCCGAUGGACUUUUUGCGGGUCUCCAUCAACUCUACUCAUUAAUCCUCAAAAACGCGAACAUCGCCGAUUUCCCAAGAGACAUUUUUGCGCAUUGUCCAAAAUUAAUGACUUUGGAUUUGUCUGGAAAUAAACUCAGAAUCGAGCCAUAUUCAUUGAGAUCUUUGCAUGACUUGAUUCAUUUGGAUUUGAGCGAUAACGAUAUUGGAUUCUUGACAAACACGCUAAUAUCAUUGACAAAGCUGAAAGUGAUAACAAUGAAUAAUAACAAGAUAACGAAUAUUGAUUUCAGGAGAUUCCCCGAGAACCUAACCGACCUAUCCAUCCGUCAUAACCUAGUCUCCACUAUCCAUUAUGUCCCAGCAAGUGCUCGUAAUCUGAAACGUUUGGAUUUAUCUGGAAAUCGUCUGGAAUUCGUGGCUGGCUUGUCGACAGGAGCUGUAAACGUUUUACCAGCGGAAUUGAAGCAUGUAGAUCUAUCGAAUAACAAGUUGAACUAUCUACAUGAAUUCGCAUUCGAACAUCUUUCAAAUUUGGUUUUGUUGGAUUUAAAAAACAACAGUCUCAAAGAAGUGAAGGCAUCUAGUUUCCGAGGUUCCAAAAAUCAAAUCAAGUUGUUUCUCUCUGAAAAUCCGUUACUGUGUCAUUGUAGUCAUAAAUGGUUGAUGGAUGCUGAAUCAAAAAACAUUUCACUCGGAGAUCUUCCAGCAAUUCAGUGUUCCAACAUUUUAAAGCCCGAGAAGACAAUGUCGCUGACACUGGCACAUUCGAGGAAUCAAUUGCUUUGUAAAUAUUCCAAUAUGUGUGAAGCGGAUUGUGAAUGUUGUCAGAAGAAGGAAUGCGAAUGUCGAUUCGAGUGUCCGCCGACGUGUAGAUGUUUGAGAUCAGCGGAUGUGACAAGUGUUCGGACAUCCCAAAACAUAAUGGUUUGUGACAAGCUGCGAUGGGAUAAGCUUGGAAAACUACCAUCCCCUCUGACCCAGUUGCAUAUGAAUCAGACGGAUUGGAAGAGCUUUGAAGCGAAACAGUUGAAAGAAUUGGGCAAUUUGAGAGCAUUAAAAAUUACGAAUAGCAAAAUGACAACGAAGGAAAUGGAAAAACUCUCCGAUCUUACCAACCUAACCCAUCUGGAAAUCACAUCCUCAUCAAUAACAUUCAUUCCGGAUUCCAUUUCAAAAUUGCCAUCUCUAACCCAUCUCUAUCUCUCUGAUAACCCAUUGGAUCAACUGAAUGCCACGUCACUCGUCCAUUUGGAUAAUUUGAAAAAGAUUGACGACAUAGAUGACGUCUACUGUGAUCUAAACGGUCAUGGAACAGUUUGGAUGUUAGAAGCCCUGCCUGGAACCAAUGAAAGCGUUUGUUUGGAUCCAACAGAAGAGACAAAACAAUGGAUGGCAUUUGUGGAGAAUGCACAGAAAGGGAUUAUGGAAAGAGUUCAUACUUCUACAAAAGCUACAACGGAGAAAAUGGAUGAAGAGAAGGAGGAGAUGACGACGUCACCAAGGAAGACUAUUUUGGAUACGUUGAAUGAGUUGGAAGGAGGAAAAAAGACAGAUAAAAUGAGCACCAGAUCUCGCUCAACAACCACAUCGAUGACAACGACCACUCCCCGCUAUCGUAGAAAAUACAAAGAUUACGAUGACGAACCCCAUAAAUUUGUGAACGUACUUAUCUUUUUGCUAUUCUUAUGCGUUAUCAUUUUGAUUAUUUCCAUUGGAGUUACAGUAUACUUGAAGUGA
Molecule: messenger RNA, 2040 nt
Organism: Caenorhabditis briggsae
Lineage: Eukaryota; Metazoa; Nematoda; Chromadorea; Rhabditida; Rhabditidae
Exons: 12
Cellular component (GO): voltage-gated potassium channel complex
Molecular function (GO): transmembrane transporter binding; voltage-gated potassium channel activity; potassium channel activator activity
Source: RefSeq, a predicted model, not a curated record